AUGGAUACAAGUACUCUUCAGUAUCCACAGAUGGUUCCUGGUGAUCCGAUGGUCACUAGGGUCGUUGCUUACCAGGGUAACGGGCAGCUGGGCCUGAACUUAAUCCUAACGUGCGCGUCGCGGGCGCGUCCCGGGCCCGCCGAUCGUGUGAGCGUAAUUGUGCGUAAUUUCUCGGUGCGUCGAAACUCCGAAAUCCCAAAACUCCGAAAUCCCGAAACUCCGAAAUCCCGAAACUCCGAAAUCUCGAAACUCCGAGAUUCCGAAACACCGAAAUCCCGAAACUCCGAAAUCCCGAAACUCCGAAAUCCCAAAACUCCGAAAUCCCGAAACUCCGAAAUCCCGAAACUCCGAGAUUCCGAAACUCCGAAAUCCCGAAACUCCGAGAUUCCGAAACUCCGAAAUCCCGAAACACCGAAAUCCCGAAACUCCGAAAUCCCGAACCUCCGAAAUCCCGAAACACCUAAAUCCCGAAACUCUGAAAUCCCGAAACUCCGAAAUCCCGAAACUCCGAAAUCUCGAAACUCCGAAAUCCCGAAACUCCGAGAUUCCGAAACUCCGAAAUCCCGAAACUCCGAAAUCCGAAACUCCGAAAUCCCGAAACACCUAAAUCCCGAAACUCCAAAAUCCCGAAACUCCGAAAUCCGAAACUCCGAAAUCCCGAAACUCCGAAAUCCCGAAACACCUAAAUCCCGAAACUCCAAAAUCCCGAAACUCCGAAAUCCCGAAACUCCGAAAUCCCGAAACUCCGAAAUCCCGAAACUCCGAAAUACCGAAACUCCGAAAUCCGGAAACUCCGAAAUCCGGAAACUCCGAAAUCCGGAAACUCCGAGAUUCCGAAACUCCGAAAUCCCGAAACUCCGAAAUCCCGAAACUUCGAGAUUCCGAAACACCUAA
Molecule: messenger RNA, 894 nt
Organism: Penaeus chinensis
Lineage: Eukaryota; Metazoa; Arthropoda; Malacostraca; Decapoda; Penaeidae
Product: protein PELPK1-like
Exons: 3
Coding region: 1-894 (297 amino acids)
Source: RefSeq, a predicted model, not a curated record